Molecule: messenger RNA, 1476 nt
Organism: Penaeus monodon (black tiger shrimp)
Lineage: Eukaryota; Metazoa; Arthropoda; Malacostraca; Decapoda; Penaeidae
Product: glycine-rich protein 1-like
Cellular component (GO): cytoplasm
Molecular function (GO): protein binding
Source: RefSeq, a predicted model, not a curated record
CCUCGACACCAGCCUGGACUCCGCCGCGUCGCAGAGGCAGAACACCCAGGGGCACUCCUCAGGCAACGACUCCGAGUGGGUGGACAUGACGGACGCGGAGCUGCAGCGCAUCAUGAAGAAGGGAGGCGAGAGCAAGGCCAGCGGCGGGGGCCUCGUGCGGCGCGAGUCCCUGGCCGCCACGCCGCCCCUGCCCCCGCUCUCGCCCGAGGGGUCCCCGCAGGCGUCGCCGCAGAACUCCCCCAGCAGGCACAGAAAAUACAACUUAUCCUACAGCGUUGGCGGCCUGAACAAGCCAGACCUGCUGGAGGCGGCGGGGCGCGACGGCCGUGCAGGAGGCGAGGGGCGCGCCGGGAACAGCUCCCAGGGCAGCUCCCAGUCCACGCCCCGAAGAGGAGGCCCGACGCAGACGCAGCAGCACUCGCACGCAGGGAACGCCGCGCCCUCGGGAGGAGGCGGCGGCACCAGCAACCACAGGGCCACAGGAGGACCCUCAGGAGGCUGGUCUCGAAGGAAGGAGGAAGAACGGCAACGCAGCGCCAAUCACGAGCCGCUCACGAAGAACAAGAAUAGAAUUAAUUUAGAGCCUCUCCUGACCCUAGGCCCGAGCGCCGGGGACCUGGACGCGGGCGAGAUCACCUCCACCACGGACGCCCUCGACCUCGACUCCAUGCUCGACGGAGGGGAGGCCACGGAGGCCACCAGCGACGACGACGCCACCUCCGCCUACGACCCCGACGUCCACCUCAUCAGGAGGCAGCUGGAAGGCCUCGAGGGAAUGUACUCCGAGGUCCUGAAGCUCCUGGGAGGAGGCCGACGCGGCGGAAGACAUCUCCAUCGGGGACCUGAAGACCUCCCGAAGACGCAUGCACGGGUCGCUGUCCUCGCUGCCUUCGUCGAUCAUGUCCUCGCGCCCCGGCAGAGACAAGCGGCGGGUGAUAGACGACAGGGUGAGGAAAGGCGGGAGAGAUAACGGAAAGUCUAUUCACAAGAGGUUCCAACGCCUGGAGAGUCACGUGGUCACCCUGGCCCGCAGUGUUGCCCACCUGAGCUCAGAAAUGCGGACACAGCACCUCAUGUUCCAGGAGAUCGAGAGCAUCCGCGGCGAGGUAGCAGCCCUCAGGACCCGCGGGCCGAGGAGCUGCGCACGUGUCCUGGGAGUCGUUCCGAGCGGGGAUUCCUGGCCUCUCGAACCCCGGCAGAGUCAAGAAGCUCACGCAGUUCUUCGGGGAUGAGCCGCCCCUCGUCCGCAUCUUCCUGAGAAAGCUUGGCUAUGAGAAAUACGCCGGGCUGUUUGAGCAGGAGAAGAUCGGGAUGCUGGAGCUCCCUUAUCUCACGGAGGAGAGGCUGCAGAAGAUCGGCAUCCCUAUGGGCCCACGCCUGCGCAUCCUCCAGGAAGCUCAGGGACCCAUAAGGAAAGAAGGGAAUUUAAGUGUAUAUGUGGUGUAGAAAAGGAUGUUUGUAUUGUAAGGGAAGGGU